Molecule: messenger RNA, 2638 nt
Organism: Rhipicephalus sanguineus (brown dog tick)
Lineage: Eukaryota; Metazoa; Arthropoda; Arachnida; Ixodida; Ixodidae
Product: heat shock protein hsp-16.2
Exons: 1
Coding region: 125-781 (218 amino acids)
Biological process (GO): protein refolding; response to heat
Molecular function (GO): protein folding chaperone
Source: RefSeq, a predicted model, not a curated record
AGCGAAAGUUCUGGACGCCGUUGCGGCACGCCAGAUCUCGCCGGGGGGUUGCCCGCGAGCACGCACAGCGACGCGAGAGAGCCUCACUCGUCCAUAAAUACCCCAAGAGGGGUGCCGCUUCGCCAUGGACAGAUCGCCUUGGUCCCGACGAGAAGCGCCCGAGUCUCCGAUGGCGCGCAGCGAAAUCGUCAUUCCGAUCCACUCACUGCAGAGCGUGCCGCAAGAGUCAUACAGGACCGAAGUACGCCGCCACGUUCAGCAAGUCUUGGAGCGAGCCGCAGCGCGGCCAGAACACGACCUGCGCCGCGAGCUGAGCACGAUGUUCAACCGGUUUCCCAUGAGGUCGCGCCUACUAUACGGCUUCGACGACUUCGACGACUUUUUCCGCGACAUCGUGCCGGCUCCGACGUUCCCGUCCUUCGAGAAGGCCUUCCGCGAAGUCAAGACCACUGUGGACGAACACAACAAGCUCCUCAUGGAAGUCGACGUGCACGAGUACGAGCCCGAGGAGAUUACGGUCAAGGCCAUCGACGGCCGCCUCCUUGUGCACUGCAAGCGCCAGCGUGCCGGCUGCACCAAGGAGACCCACCGCGAAAUCUCGCUGCCCGACGGCGUCGAUGUCGAAAGCAUCACGUCUAAUCUCACGGCGGACGGCAGGCUGAAGAUCUGCGCACUCCUGCCGGGUGCGUACGGGUCGCAAGCGCAGCCAGUCCAACACGCCACGGCAGAGCCAGAGGGAGACCAGAAGGCCGAGGCAUACCUGUACGUCAACGACUACUGAGCGAGUGCCGAGACGGGGGAAACUGGGAUCGGAUUUCACUUCGAGGAGGCCUCGAACUGAAAUCCGAGCCUAGCGCAGAGCACAUUUACUGUGCCGUUCUGUCGGAGUAGGCCUUGGGCAUUUCGUCUUUCCAGUGCAGCGGGACGCACCGAGCCUCUUUCAAGUAUUUGUCAAUUCUUGUGCUCUUACAAUUGUGUUCUUCACGGCGAACGGCAGCCCUAUGGAAAAUUAUUCCAGCAUAUGUUAAACGGGCUUCUUUACUCUCUGUUUAUGGCAGUUCUAAAUUAACUGCUAUUUUUGAUCUUGAAAGAGGCUCAUCCCCCAAAUACCGUACUCUAGAGGUUGUAGUCUGUCCACGAGCUCACCAAUGUACACAAAGGGCAUGGAGAACGAUACCGUGCCUCAGAUUCGGUUACGAUAUAGAAGGUCCCAUACCAUAGUGCCGGGACGCAUUUAGCGUAAGAUCCUAUGUACGUUAUCAUUUGCACUUUGUGGUGAAUUGACAUCAGAAUGCCACAUCUGCGUUAGCAUUUUCGCCACGUAUGCCGAAGCCCUUCACUUUAGCUUAUAGUGAUUUCUAAUAUUGUUUAAAUGGGGGUGAGCGUCAUUUCGCCCUUAUCUUUUUUUAUAAUCAUGACCAGAACAUAACCUCGAUAUUCCUGUGAUGAUACUUAUGGUUGUGCUGGAGAUUUUCUGGCAAUGGCACACAAGGACGCCUUUUAAACAAGCAUACAGAAGAGCGGUAAGCUUGUGUGUCUGGCUUUUUGGCAUUCGCACAAAAAAAUUUCUGUCGUUUUUCCAAACGCUUUGUCUAUCAAUGGACAAAAGAAAAGAAAGCAUAAGUUAGCUCACGCGUAUAUCUCCCACAUGAGUGUGUUCUUUCACCGUUCGCCAACUCUACAAAGUGCCACCCACAGCACAACGUUUCCACAUGCCUAAAAGUUCGCGACGUAACCAUGAAGUCUGGGUUUGAGAACCGAACUUCAUUCAUAGCAGCGUCGGCGUUGUCCCAUUCAACAAGACACGCUGUCGACGUGUUUCGUGAUGUUGCCUACAGUGCUGUAGAGGUUCAUUAUCGCGUUGCACGCUCUAACGAAUGCCAACGAUAACGAAUACACCAGCGAAUCGCAGAUGAGAUGUAGAUAACGAAAAGUUCCUCUGUAACAACAUCUCAAAUCUGUUACACUUCCUGCAGCAAAAACUCAGUCGUUACUGGCAUUCCUCGAGUAUUUGUUUGUUUACUUGUUGACCUUUCUUUUUACUUAGUGACACUUUUUUGCUUUGAGUUUCUACAAUGUUAAAUAGGAGACGUUGACCUCUAGUUAAGUUCGCAUUGUGACUGCGUCAUAUGAAUGCGCUUGUUGUUCGUUAGUGUCAUGUGAGUCAUUUCUAAUUCAGGGACAGAAAUAAUAUUUCUAGGUGCGUAUGAGGCUGAAUGUAUUUAUAUUUAGCUGCAGAAUUAGAAGACAAAAAUGGACGACACAUUGAUAGGUGAAGUGCAUGUGGACACCUGAUCUUCUGGUAGACUUUUCACCUAGCGCAUGUAGCGUUUCUGUGUUUAUAUUAGGGCUGGCAGUUCUGGUAUCUGACUGUUAUUUUUUGCAGUUUUUCUUUUGUCUACCAAAGCAACUCACUCUGAACUCCGAAUAGCGCGAACGCAUCCGUAUUUUUGGUUACCUUGAUUUGUGUACUAUAAGCCAAAAGUUGCAUUGUUUGCUUUAUAAGAGACGAAUGUUUCGGCUCUCCCUGCUGUACAAUAAGCAUCACCUAAGACUGUUAUUUUUCAUUUCUUCUCCCACAUCCCCGUUUUUGUACAAAAGUAUAAAUGUUUACAGAAGAAAAUAAAACUGUUGUAUU